This is a messenger RNA of Owenia fusiformis, 1246 nucleotides long. The record is from the annotation of a GenBank genome assembly. NCBI's taxonomy places the organism in Eukaryota, Metazoa, Annelida, Polychaeta, Sabellida, Oweniidae.
AUGUUUUGAGAACACAAUAUAAUAAAUAUUGAUCUCUGAAUGUAGGAUAUAAUGGCCGCUGAACUGUCCGCUCUUGCCACUAUAUGGGAGGAACAGGACGCGCUGGCCAACUGUAGGAAAGCUAAUGGACUGGACUUGAAGAAUAUUAUAACAGAGACAGAAGUUGUCAAGAAAGAAGCCAGAAAGAACCUAUUUGCAAAGUUGACCGCGUCUGGUGGAAACAGACGGAAAAGAGCAUUGGUUGAAAUAACGUGUGAAUUGCUCCAUACACUCGGCUCGACCACUGCAGACGUAUUAACAUCCAGCCAACUGUCUGGACUUGCCAAGGACGAGUUCACUGAUUGUGCAACAAUGUUAGGCAAGCUUAAAACAUUUGACCAAUCCCAAUGGUCUUCGCUUGCCAACUUGGCUGUAAAGCAUUGGGGCAAUGUUGACUCUUGGGAUAGGAAUAAGAUUAACGACCUACGUGGUAUCGUUUCUGGUCUCUCUGUAGAUAACAUUAAAAAACUUCAACUAACAACUAUUGAUGUUGCUAGUGCUAUUGGUAACCAUGGCAACUGGGAUGACGCAGCGAAGCUUACAGCGGCGUUUAAUGAAUGGUUAAAGGAUUCCAAGAGUAAUGAUCUUACAACUAUUACUGGGAAUGAAUUGAGGUUGAUUGGAGAACUCGUGUGUGGAGCUUCAACUGAUCAAAUUACACAGAUUCCACAAAAUGCCUAUAUGACUGCAGUUAAGGAGGUUGGUGCUGCUAGAACGUGUAUUGGUCAACAAUGGACGCACUACGCACAAAAGGCUCUAGCUGGGUAUGGAGCAGAUACCUCUUCAUGGACUCUGGACAAGACGAAACUUAUUGGAAAUGUGAUUGGUGGGCUGCCAAAGGACAACAUCAAACAGAUGACGAGAGCGCAGAUUCAACAGAUUACUCCCGCAACAAUUACGAAAAUCCCAAACAUCAACUUUUGUGGAUUCACUGCUGAACAAUUUGCGUGGUUCUCUGUCAACCAGGCAUCUAGUGUUACCAUGGGCCAACUGGCUGGUCUUGAGAAGGACCAAAGUGAUGCUUUGAAAGAGGUUAUGGCUGAGGUGAACGACUACUAUUAUUAUUAUGACUCCGAUGAUGAUGAAGGAAACAAAGGAGGGAAUUCUAGCUCUGGUAACCAUGGUAAUCUCAUGCUGAUUCUUGCAGUCAUGGUUACAGGAUUGGUAACUAUAGGAUACCUAGGAUAGGAUGCCUAACAACGGCCUC